AUGGAAGACGACGACUACAAUACCGGCGGUCUGAUGGACGAACCGGAAGGCUACCGGCCUCCUACGCCACCGCCGACCCAACAAGUCUACACCCUCCGCACGGGCAAGGCCAUCACAUUGCACCUCGUGGGUGCCUCGCCCACAGAAGCUCACGUACUCUGGAACGGCGCCAAAAUUAUAUCCGACUACUUCGAGGAUGACCCGACCCGUGUCAUAGGCAAGACCAUUCUUGAGCUGGGUGCUGCAGCAGGUCUGCCCUGUCUUACAGCAAGCAUACUAGGAGCCAAGAGGGCGGUCAUGACGGAUUACCCGGACAUUGACCUCGUCCAGAAUAUGCAGAAGAACAUUGACGAAUGCGACGCUGCAUUCGAACCGGCUGGACACAUUGCAAGCACCAUCGUGGCAAAGGGCUUUAUCUGGGGCGCAGACCCCACGGCACUGCUUGCCGAGGUACCAGAGGGCGGCUUCGACGUGCUCAUCCUGGCAGACCUGCUCUUUCGCCACAAGGAGCACCCGGAUCUGGCCAGGACGAUCCGCGAGUGUCUGAAGAAGACCCGCUCGGCGAAAGCGUAUGUUUUCUUCACGAGCUAUCGCCCGUGGAAGAGGGAGCUGGACAUGAAAUUUUUCGACAUUGCGAGGAAGGACGGAUUUCUCGUCGAGCAGGUCGAAGAGAGGAAGCUGGAGAAGCCGUUGUUCGAGAACGACCCGGGUGACCUGGACGUGCAGAAGACCGUGAGGGGAUUCGUUGUGCGAUGGCCCGAUAAUGUGUGUACGGAUUAG
Emericellopsis cladophorae is the source of this 780-nucleotide messenger RNA. Its product is annotated as putative nicotinamide N-methyltransferase OS. Gene Ontology annotation, biological process: peptidyl-lysine dimethylation. Lineage: Eukaryota; Fungi; Ascomycota; Sordariomycetes; Hypocreales; Bionectriaceae. Gene Ontology annotation, molecular function: protein-lysine N-methyltransferase activity. The record is from RefSeq and is a predicted model, not a curated record. The transcript has a single exon. The coding region runs from base 1 to 780 and encodes 259 amino acids.